Calliphora vicina (urban bluebottle blowfly) is the source of this 689-nucleotide messenger RNA. RefSeq names its product protein PBDC1. Gene Ontology annotation, cellular component: cytoplasm. The record is from RefSeq and is a predicted model, not a curated record. NCBI's taxonomy places the organism in Eukaryota, Metazoa, Arthropoda, Insecta, Diptera, Calliphoridae. The coding region runs from base 138 to 650 and encodes 170 amino acids. The transcript has 3 exons.
UUCGACACUUGUUGGUAUGAACUGGGAAUCAAAGGGAAUAGAAAAAAACAAAGAAAUAAAUAGAAAAGUAGAAAAAUACGGAUUUAAUCACACGUGCCGGAAUUGAUUCUUAAAAAUUGCAAAACAAAAAAAUUAAAAUGGAAAUGAUGGAAGGAGCUUCACUUUUAUCUCGACCAGCUGAUGAAUUUGGCAAUGACGGUUUAGUAGAGGAAAUGUGGGCAGUAAAGGCCAUGGAUCAUGCCGAAGUGUAUUUUAAUCUACUGACAAGUGUCCAUCCAUCUUGCAUUAAACUGACACCAUAUGAUGAUCAAAUAUAUCAAACAUUUCGUCAAGAUUUUCCAAACUUGAAGGUCGACGUUUUGACCGACGAUAUACUUAAAUCUCCGGAAGCGAAGCAUGAAUGGCGACAGUUCGCAGAUAAGUUCAACAAGUUGGAAGAUUAUUCCUAUGGCACCUUAAUGCGCUCCAGUUCUUCAGAAGAAUUUUCUCCCGACAACUCUAUUUUAGUUGUACGCAUUCAAUUCCUUGCUAUAGAAAUAGCAAGAAAUCGCGAAGGAUACAAUAAUGAAGUGCACCAAAAAUUUCGUCCAGCUCCAAAAUCUGCCACAAUACCAAGUGAAAAUAAAUUAUACCAAGAAGUUUCUAAAUAGAUUUUAUUAUCUAUUAAAUAUAAGAUUUUAAACAUAGAA